AUGGAGAAACACUCCAUGCGUCACCUCCUGUGGACUGCAUUGUUCCUGUUGUACUGCAGCUUCGGAUGUUUGGCUGCUGUUGUACAGCAGUUACCACAAAAAGGAGAAAGUGCUCUACAGGCGUACACCGUCUCUGAUACUCCUACAGAGAAAUGGGAGCCCAUCCGCAUUGCUGUGUAUACAAAAUAUGUUGAGGAUGUUGUGAAGGAAUGCAUAAAACAGCGUUCGGAGGGUGAUUCCAAUACUACCGUCGAAUUCUGUAGCGGUGACAAUCAAAUGACAGCAGCGAAGAUGAAUACUCUUUUUAAGGAUCUCCUCCCUGAAGCGAUUAAAUUGCACAGGGAUCGCCUUAAUGUGAAACCACUGAAGAGCAAUCUGAAGAUACAGGAAGAGGAGGUUCGCUGGUUUACGAGCAAUUGCUGGGGAUUCAUUAUUCCCAGUGAGCAUAGUACUGAAGGUAUUCCCGAUGCUGAUUUUAUGCUUUACGUGAAUCUCGGGACAGAGCGUAAAAGUUCGGCGGUUUGCUCUAUAGAUGAGAAUAAGCGACCAACAUCUGCCCGCAUCAGUUUUGUCCCGAAGGAGAUCGUCGCCACAAGACAUUAUAUUCGUUUGGCUGCACACGAUAUUGCGGUUGGACUUGGAUUUACCACCGAAUAUAUGAGUAAAUAUCUCACGAAAGAAUCAGCACCUAUCUUUAUGAAUGGCGUACCAAAUUAUCUCAUGAUGGUGCAGAGUAACACUGUGAAGGAUAAGGCCAAGAAGCACUACAACUGCCAAAACAUCAAGGGAAUGAUUUUGGAUUAUAAAGGCAAUACUUAUUCCGGAUAUUGGGAGAGGCGCAUCGCACGGGAUGAAUUGAUGAGUCCGUACACUGGUGAACCCACUGGCAUGUACUACACUAAUCUGACACUUGCAGCAUUUCAUGCUAUGCCCUACUACCAAGCUAAUUUCAGUAUGGCAGAACCGAUGAGUUGGGGGAAUCAAUCGACUUGUGACUUUAUUACAAAAAAGUGCACCGAAAUCAUCCAAGAUUCGAAGUCCUCUAACGUCUUCUGCGAGGAAAGUGAUAAACCUGUACUACAGUGCACUUCUGACCGCUUUGGUCUUGGUGUCUGCUCCAAGGUUGACACGAAGAAGGAUGGUAUCCCCACUGAGUACAAGUUCUUUGAAAUUGUUGGUGAACAGAGUGAUAUGAUGAAAGGCUGUCCAAUCAUUAAGCCGUUUCAAGAGACCAUGUGCGAGAAUGGUAAUGAGACACUGAUGCCUGGAAGUAUUGUGGACAAGAUGUCACGGUGUCUGAGUGUAAAGGAUCCGCAGAUCAAGGAUGUAAAUGGAAAUGAUGUAACCGUUCAAGGCAUUUGUGCAAAAGUGAAGUGUGAGGAUGGCAAGGUGCAUGUGCAGUACAAGGGUCAGAAAAGCAAAGAAACGUGGCAUGUGUGCGAAAAUGAUGGCGAUACUAUUGAUCUGCAGGGUUCAGUGUUCAGCGGUGGAACUAUUGUGUGCCCCAAAUACGCUGAAGUGUGCACCGGGCUACCGGAAACCGAACCUUUUAACAUUUCAUAUACAGAAGUUGUGAACCCCAAGGAGAGGGAGGAAGACUCUAAGGAGGAAACCAAAGAAGAGAGCAACUCGAGCAGUAAUUCGGAAGCAAGCGGUGUGUCGGUAAAUGCUGAGAGUGGAACGUCCACUAAUACACAAGGGGAAAGUGUACCAGCAGCCCCUGGUGUUAACGGCAGUUCUCAGGAGUCCAGUACUGCGACACAAAGUGUCAUGCAGCGUGCAUCGAGAAGUCGUCGUCAUAUUGCUGAUGCUACUGCUUCUCAAUCCACAUCUAAUCCCAACAGCACUGAAGACGCAAUACAGUCCCCAAGCACUGUUUUGAACGGGACGAACUUAACUGAAAGCCAAAUAAAAGAAGAAACAUUAAAACAUACAAAUGUAACGGUUAUGUUCGGUACUGACAGCAGCAUCACGGUCUCCUACAUGGCCCCUCUUGCACUUCUUGUGUGUGUUGUUGGUUUUGUGAUGGUUCCAUGA
This is a messenger RNA of Trypanosoma theileri, 2037 nucleotides long. Its product is annotated as surface protease GP63. Gene Ontology annotation, cellular component: cytoplasm; membrane. The transcript has a single exon. The record is from RefSeq and is a predicted model, not a curated record. Gene Ontology annotation, biological process: proteolysis; cell adhesion. Gene Ontology annotation, molecular function: metalloendopeptidase activity. The coding region runs from base 1 to 2037 and encodes 678 amino acids. NCBI's taxonomy places the organism in Eukaryota, Euglenozoa, Kinetoplastea, Trypanosomatida, Trypanosomatidae.